CUCACUCGGGGAUGGGUGUUCAGAGGUGGAAUGAGGACGAGAGAUAUGAGGCCCUAGCCAUGAGGAGAGCAUAUCUUUUCAACCACUGGAACCAGUUUGACCUGUUUAUCAUUGCAAUGGCUGCUGUAGACAUCAUUUUUGAUCAGCUCUUUGGAUUUUCAGACCUUAACAUACACAUGAUUAAAAUUGUAAGAGUGUUUCGAAUGUUUCGCCUUACUAGGGCCCUGCGUUUGGUUAAGAUUAUGAUACCCAGACUUAUUGAGCUGCUCAACAAGCAAAUAAACAAACAGCUAAGCUUUGGUUAUGACAUUGGAAAAGGAUAUGUUGUUGGAGAAGAAGAUAUAAGCAAGAUUGUUGACCAUAUUUCUGAUGAAAAGUCUAUUGCCCAGAAACUUAGAAAUAUACUGGAGAAAAACAGACAAGAAGCUGUCAGAGAACUUGGGUUGUUGCAGCGAGACCAUCCAGCAAUUGCCAUCUCUGUUAAAACCAGGCAGGCAAUUAGAACAGUUCUGAACAGCGAGAGAGACACUAUACAUGCUCUCAUGUCUGGCGGGCUCCUUGAUGACAACGAGGCUUUAAAGCUUGAAAAGAUGAUUGAAAUAAAAAUGAAGCAGCUGAUAAAGUUUCCACCAGCGAUACCACCACCAACUGCUGAAGAGCUUUUAGUGAAUGUGCCUUGGUUAGAGAAAGGGAAGCUCCAAAUUCAGUUUAUAAAGAGCAGAGGGAAGCUUCUUUAUUUUGACUAUGGAGAUACCAUCAUUCGUGAAGGAGACGAACCUCAAGGAAUUCACCUGGUUGUUUCGGGCAUGGUGAAGGUUCAUGGCACUAGCCCAUACCUUGGGACAAAGAAGCUAGCCCUGGCCUCUGAUUCAGCAGAGAUGUCUAGACUUACUGAUUACAGGAGCAGUGGUGCCAUUCUUGGAGAUCUGAACUGCUUGACGCAACAGAGAAUGGAAAUCACAGUCACAUGUGAAACUGCCACUCAGACCUGUUUUAUUUCAACUGAUACCCUGUUUGAAGCUUUUGAUGUGUUUUCUGAAUUUCCUUCACUGGAAAAUAAAAUUUGGCAUUCUCUGGCAGUGAAAAUCAGUGUUAGUACUUUCAUGGAAAACAUCAUCUAUCAGGGUUGGACCUACAAUAAGAUUUGUGCAUACCUGGCACAUGCCUUUUUAGUCGAUGUGGACAUGAACAGCAAAUUCAAUACCUACGAUGGAAGCAUGGAGGAGGUGGUUCUUGUGUAUGGAAGCUGUGAUGAUACUCAAAACCAAAAAUCGUACGACGCACCUGCUGUUAUAUCAAAAAUAACUCGUCAGAUUACGAGUACCACCAAUUUAACGAAGGUAUUCAUUGUGCCAAGUACGGGUGCAGAACUGAAGGGGCGGCCUCCCAGUGCACAGCUUCAUGAUGGAGGGAGUGCUCCUUGUCUAAGACACGCAGCUGCACAUCGAAGAGAUUCCAAGAUAGCUACGCGAGGAUUACUUCAGACUGUCAGUGGAAUCCUCCAGUGUUCGCCCUCUCAGGGAAAGGUAACUCCAACUGAAGAGAAAACGACAGCUGUUAGUGUACAUUCCGAGCAACAGGAAUCUACUUCAUUUUGAAAUGUGAUGUAUACAAAUGUUAAACAUGAUUCAUUUAUGUAUUUACUUCAGACUUUUGUAGGGACCAAUUAUUUCUACAUCUGUUUACAAUUAAAGCAACAUUAAACACUUUGAUGUUUAUAUAAUAAUCGUGCGACUUUUGCUAGGCAGUAUUUAAAGGAAUUUUAAAAUAGCAGAAGGUAACGGCAACAAAAUAUUUGUUUGAUAAAGUUAAACUGAACUUACUGUACAUAUUUAAUAGGCUACUGUAUUGUACCAUCAGUUAUUCUCCAGCUUUCCAUAAUAUUGCAUUUAGGUUUACAGCACACCCUUGUGGUCUUUCAGACACACUAAAUUGGUCCUUAGAACUAUUUAAAAUGCCAUCUACAAGACUUGGAAACAAUUUUAGGGGUUUAGUGUCUACAAUUACUUUGCACUAAAGAGCAACCUUAGGUAAUUAUGUUCAGUAUUUUUUUUCACAAACAUCAUUCCUACAAAAAAAAAAAAGUUGAUUACAUUAGUAUUUGUGCAGGUCAUAGGCCAUGCCAUGAAUUGUCAUUAUGGUAAUUUCAUCUAAACCCAAAAUGGUUACUUUUUGUAGUCAAAAAAAAAAAAAAAAGACUUUUACAUAAUGUCAAAACCAAGUUUCUUUACUAGAGGCUAAAUGUUGUUGCUUGAACUGAAAAAUUACCUUCUGCCCUGUAAAUGGCAGACCUGUAUAUUACCCCCCACCCCUCACAGUUAAACAUUCCCCAGAACUGAAAUUAACAGAAUGUACCUGAGAAUCUUCAAAUGCACCAUCAAUCCUUUUAGCAUAUAGGCAUUUGUGAUGGUUUCCAUUGGAGGGAUAACAAUAAAAUAGAUAGGAUCGGUAGUGGACAUCAAAAGCAAUUAGAAAGUUUAAAACUGCAAAAAUUGCUAAUAACAACAGGGUUAAGAAAGUUAGUAGUAGGUGUUUUGCUAAUGGAGUUCUUACUGCCAAAUGCCUGUUGAGGUCUUCAAGUUACGCUUAAAAAGGCAGUUCUUGUACACCAAAAAAAACCCAUUCCUGUUUAUCCUGAGGGAAGCAACAGCAGUAUUCCAUAAUUCUAUCAGCUUCCGAGUGGAAAUGUAAAAGGUCAAAUGAGCGCUGAAAGCUUUACUGUCAACUACGUCAAACAAUGACAACUGAAGAGCCAUCUGGUCUUGGAGAGUUAGGUUCUUACUUUUUGCAUAACUACAUUUAAAAUAACUAAUCUGGAAUGGCAUACCACACCAAUCAUUUAAAUGGUUUGACUUGGUAAAACAGAGAUUAUAAGCUGUUUUCUGUGCUGAACUAAACAAAAUGCCACACAAGGCAUGGGCUUACGGUUUACUCAAGGGUGUAUUUCUGUAAAUUAUUCUUUAAAUCUCAUAUCCAAGUUAAAAUUAAAAGCAAUAGGUCAGUCAAUGGCAGCAGCUAAAAAUAAAUUAAUGCAAAGGAGGAUUUUCACAUAUCUGAACAGGCCU
This is a messenger RNA of Polyodon spathula (Mississippi paddlefish), 3065 nucleotides long. RefSeq names its product sodium/hydrogen exchanger 10-like. Bases 12 to 1598 code for a protein of 528 amino acids. Gene Ontology annotation, cellular component: membrane. The transcript has 13 exons. The record is from RefSeq and is a predicted model, not a curated record. NCBI's taxonomy places the organism in Eukaryota, Metazoa, Chordata, Actinopteri, Acipenseriformes, Polyodontidae. Gene Ontology annotation, biological process: transmembrane transport; monoatomic ion transport. Gene Ontology annotation, molecular function: monoatomic ion channel activity.